UUUUUUGUACGAACAAGUUAGUAUAGAGCCCUGAAGGUUGGGAGCCAGGUGAAACAGAUGGGGAAACUGAACAAGGUUAUCAAGGAGCAGAGGGCCAAGCUCUACAUCAUCCGCCGCUGCGUCGUCAUGCUUCUCUGCCGGAGUGAUUGACCAAUCCAUCGAUUUGUUCGCCACAGAUCGAUGGGUGAUAUUUUAUUUCAACCGAUCGAUCCCUUCUGUUUUGGAUCUU
Messenger RNA from Lolium perenne, 229 nucleotides. Its product is annotated as small polypeptide DEVIL 4-like. Gene Ontology annotation, biological process: negative regulation of cell population proliferation. The record is from RefSeq and is a predicted model, not a curated record. Lineage: Eukaryota; Viridiplantae; Streptophyta; Magnoliopsida; Poales; Poaceae.